GGGAAAAAACUCCUAAUGCGAGGACGAUCCGUGCUUCCGUCGCUGCCCUCUCCCCUGGUCCUGCGUACUCGUUAAUCGUUACCAGAUCUCCAGAUCCAGAGAGAGAGAGAGAGGCAUCUAUGGCGAACUGUGAAAAGAGUGUAGUAGAAGGCCUGGAGGUUUUGCCGUCGGCCUUGCUGGCCACAAUCAUGACGAAGCUCGAUGUGGGUUCCAUAUGCGCCAUAGCCUCCACCAGCAAGACCCUCAAGGACUGCGCUUCUCACAUCCUUUCUUUUCUUCCCUCCUUCCACCUUCGCGAUGUUGCGCCUUCUAUCAAGUUGUUGAGGCCUUUGUUGCCGCCAAACCCUUACCUUCGGAGCCUGAAGGUUGACUGUAGCCGGCUUGACGAUUCAGCCAUUGGACAUCUUCUUCGGCCUUCUUUACAUGAGCUUUCUCUGUAUAACUGUGCGGAUUUUAGUGGAAAGCUACUCUCUGAUAUUGGAGGACAAUGCAGGGACCUAAGGUUUCUGUACUUGAGUUCAGUGGCCGAAAAAAGAGGACGAGCAAUCCAUAUUUCUGAUCUUGAAGAGUUAGUCAAUGGUUGCACUCAAUUAGAAACACUUGUCCUGAUGUUUGACAUAUCAUUAUUUCUGCAUCAUAACUUUGCCCAGGUCUGGGCUUUGGCUUCUGCAAAACUCACUUCUCUGGAGUUUGGCUACAUUUCUUCAAUUAUGGUGACUGAACUGCUAAGCUCCACUGUGGUACCACAUCAACCACCAAAUCAUAUUCAACCAUCCAUACUACCAAGUAUUCAUAAACUGUGCCUUUCUGUGGACUGCAUAACUGAUACCAUGGUUAGUACAAUAUCUAGAGGUCUUACUGCCUUAACCCAUUUGGAUCUUCGAGAUGCACCCAUCAUAGAACCAAGAGUUACGUUGGAUCUCACCAAUGCUGGCCUGCAACAGAUGAAUCAGCAUGGGAAACUAAAACAUCUAUCCUUGGUGCGAAGCCAGGAGUUUGUCAUCUCCUACUUCAGGAGAGUUAAUGAUCUUGGAGUUCUUUUAAUGGCUGACAGAUGCUCAAACAUGGAAAGUAUUUGUCUUGGUGGAUUUUGUCGUGUAACAGAUACUGGUUUCAGAGCAAUCUUGCAUUCUUGCUCUAGCUUGUACAUGCUUAGGAUAUUUCAUGGGACCCAACUGACUGAUUUGGUUUUUCAUGACAUAUCUGCAACUUCUCUUUCUUUGACACAUGUUAGUUUGAGAUGGUGCAAUCUUUUAACCAAUUAUGCAGUUAUGUGUUUGGCAUCCAACAAGGGUCUUAGGGUUCUUGACUUGAGAGAUUGUAGAAGCCUUGGAGAUGAAGCCCUUCAAGCCAUUAGUAAUCUCCUUCAAUUGAAGAUUUUGCUAUUGGAUGGGUCUGGUAUAAGUGAUGAGGGAUUGUCGUUCUUAAGUCACAGGGUGUUAAGUUCUCUAGUGUCACUGUCUGUUAGAGGUUGUAAGAGGCUUACCGACAAGUGCAUUGCUGCUAUUUUUGGUGACUCUUCUAAGCACGAGUUGCAGGAAUUGGACCUAUCAAAUCUUCCAAACCUCUCUGAUAAUGGAGUCUUGUUGCUUGCAAAAAGCCGAGUUCCUAUUGUUGAACUUCGAAUGCGACAAUGUCCACGCAUAGGCGACACUUCAAUAAUGGCACUAGCCUCGAUGCAGGUCGAUGAAGACCGGUGGCACGGGAAUAGAUUGCGGUUGUUGGAUCUUUAUGACUGUGGCAGCAUUACACAGCUUGCAUUCCGGUGGUUGAAGAAGCCCUACUUUCCAAGGUUGAGAUGGUUGGGAUUGACAGGAAGUAUGAAUAGAGAUAUGGUGGAUGCUUUAGCCAGGAGCAGACCAUUCUUGCAUCUUGCAUGCCGGGGGGAGGAGCUGGGAACUGACCAGUGGGAUAACUUGAAUGGUUCCUACAUGCAUGAUUACGAAGAAGUGGAUGAACUAGAACAAUGGCUGCAGGAAGAAGAUGAUGAGAAUGAGAAUGAGGAUGAGGAUGAAGAGAUGGGGGAGGCCUAAAAUGAUGCAGAACUGGCAGGUUAAAUCCCCAUAUAAGAAUUUAUGUUAAAUGCAUUUUUAACAUGUGAAUUCUGCUGGUUGUGUGUGUACAAAGUGUAACUUUUAACUGUAGAAUAUGUGCGUGUGUAUUUAUGUAUAUAUAUUAAUUUAAGCUUGUUCUCCAAA
This is a messenger RNA of Malania oleifera, 2198 nucleotides long. RefSeq names its product F-box/LRR-repeat protein 10. NCBI's taxonomy places the organism in Eukaryota, Viridiplantae, Streptophyta, Magnoliopsida, Santalales, Ximeniaceae. Gene Ontology annotation, cellular component: SCF ubiquitin ligase complex. The coding region runs from base 120 to 2033 and encodes 637 amino acids. Gene Ontology annotation, biological process: SCF-dependent proteasomal ubiquitin-dependent protein catabolic process. Gene Ontology annotation, molecular function: protein binding. The transcript is spliced from 4 exons. The record is from RefSeq and is a predicted model, not a curated record.